Lepus europaeus (European hare) is the source of this 2140-nucleotide messenger RNA. It is a transcript of the gene FERMT1, whose product is annotated as FERM domain containing kindlin 1. Lineage: Eukaryota; Metazoa; Chordata; Mammalia; Lagomorpha; Leporidae. Gene Ontology annotation, biological process: integrin-mediated signaling pathway; cell-matrix adhesion. Gene Ontology annotation, cellular component: focal adhesion. The transcript is spliced from 15 exons. Gene Ontology annotation, molecular function: integrin binding. The record is from RefSeq and is a predicted model, not a curated record. Bases 107 to 2140 code for a protein of 677 amino acids.
GUGGCCUCUGCCCGGUGCUCUAGGGGCGCAGUUCACUGGCCGGUCUGCAAGUUUCCUUGGAGGCGACAGAGUCCAGGAAAGGAGUCAGACACCUGCCUGUGCCACAAUGCUGUCGUCCAGUGACUUUGCAUCUGCUUCCUGGGAGCUCGUGGUGCGUGUUGACCACCCAAAUGAAGAGGAGCAGAAAGAUGUCACACUCAGAGUGUCUGGAGACCUGCAUGUCGGGGGAGUGAUGCUCAAGUUGGUAGAACAGAUCAACCUGCCGCAGGACUGGUCAGACUUUGCCCUUUGGUGGGAGCAGAAGCGUUGCUGGCUUCUGAAAACCCACUGGACCCUGGACAAAUGUGGAGUUCAGGCGGAUGCCAAGCUUCUGUUCACCCCCCAGCAUAAAACUCUUCGCCUUCGCCUGCCAAACAUGAAGACAGUGCGGUUGCGGGUCAGCUUCUCGGCUGUGGUGUUCAAAGCUGUGAGUGACAUCUGCAGGACCCUGAAUAUUAGAAGAUCAGAAGAACUGUCCUUAUUAAAACUUUCUGGUGACUGUUUCAAGAAGAAGAAGAAAAAAGACAGAAGUAAUAAGGAACCUGUAAUUGAAGAUGUACUAAACCUUGAGAGUUCUUCAACAAGUUCAGGUUCACCAGUAAGUCCUGGCUUGUACAGUAAGACCAUGACUCCAACAUACGACCCCAUCAACGGAACACCCGUGCCAUCCACCAUGACGUGGUUCAGUGACAGCCCCCUGACGGAACAGGACUGCAGCAUCCUGGCCUUCAGCCAGCCUCCCCAGCCACCAGACGCGCUCGCUGACGUGUACCAGCCUCGGACUCUGCUUGACAAAGCCAAGUUUAACGCAGGCUGGCUGGACUCCUCGCGCUCCCUUAUGGAACAAGGCAUCCAAGAAGACGAGCAGCUGCUGCUGCGGUUUAAAUACUACAGUUUCUUUGACCUGAACCCGAAAUACGACGCUGUCCGAAUCAACCAGCUCUAUGAGCAAGCCAGGUGGGCCGUCCUCUUAGAAGAGAUCGACUGCACAGAGGAGGAGAUGCUGAUCUUUGCAGCGCUGCAGUAUCACAUCAGCAAACUGUCCCUGUCUGCGGAAACACAGGAUUUUACGAGCGAGUCUGAGGUUGAUGAGGUCGAAGCGGCGCUUUCUCACCUUGAAGUGACGCUGGAAGGUAGAAAAGCAGAGAACACUCUGGAGGACAUCACUGAUAUCCCUAAACUCACUGACAGUCUCAAAUUAUUUAGGCCCAAGAAGCUAAUGUUAAAAGCUUUCAAACAAUAUUGGUUCGUCUUUAAAGACACGUCGAUAGCCUACUUUAAAAAUAAGGAAGUUGAGCAAGGAGAGCCAAUAGAAAAGCUGAAUCUUAGAGGCUGUGAAGUCGUGCCAGACGUAAAUGUGGCAGGGAGAAAAUUUGGAAUCAAGUUACUGAUCCCUGUAGCUGAUGGCAUGAAUGAAGUGUAUUUGAGAUGUGACCAUGAGAACCAAUAUGCCCGAUGGAUGGCUGCCUGCAUCCUGGCCUCCAAGGGCAAAACCAUGGCAGACAGCUCCUACCAGCCAGAGGUCCUCAACAUCCUUUCAUUUUUGAGGAUGAAAAACCGGAACGCAUCAUCUCAGGCGGCUUCCAGUGUCGAGAGCAUGGACAUGAAUCCGGAAUGUUUUGUGUCGCCUCGGUGUGCAAAAAAGCACAAAUCUAAACAGCUGGCAGCCCGGAUCCUGGAAGCCCACCAGAACGUGGCCCAGAUGCCCCUGGUCGAAGCCAAGCUGCGGUUCAUCCAGGCGUGGCAGUCCCUACCUGAAUUCGGCCUCACCUACUACCUUGUCAGAUUUAAAGGAAGCAAAAAAGACGACAUUCUGGGAGUUUCCUAUAAUAGAUUGAUUAGAAUCGAUGCAGUCACUGGGGUUCCAAUUACAACCUGGAGAUUCACAAAUAUGAAACAGUGGAAUGUCAACUGGGAAAUCAGACAGGUGGCGAUCGAGUUUGACCAAAACGUCUCCAUUGCGUUCACCUGCCUGAGCGCGGAUUGCAAGGUCGUGCACGAGUACAUCGGGGGCUACAUUUUCCUGUCCACCCGCUCCAAGGACCAGAAUGAGACACUCGACGAGGACCUGUUUCACAAGCUGACCGGCGGGCAGGACUGA